Molecule: messenger RNA, 3258 nt
Organism: Alternaria metachromatica
Lineage: Eukaryota; Fungi; Ascomycota; Dothideomycetes; Pleosporales; Pleosporaceae
Exons: 3
Coding region: 1-3258 (1085 amino acids)
Biological process (GO): calcium ion transmembrane transport; intracellular calcium ion homeostasis
Cellular component (GO): plasma membrane
Molecular function (GO): ATP hydrolysis activity; ATP binding; P-type calcium transporter activity
Source: RefSeq, a predicted model, not a curated record
AUGGGUGAAACUGUGCUACUUGCCGUCGAGGAGACUUCUCCUAACGUCGAUGAACCCCCUAUAUGUGGUAGUAAGGAUCCGCAUACUGCACCAAACCAAAGGCAACUCCAGCCGAACCCCAUCGAUGGCGACACUUCGCCAACACUCCACGCUCCGCACACCCUCACCUCCGAGGAAGUUGCACAGACUCUGGGAGUCGACAUCCACCAUGGACUCCCUCACUCUGAAGCGCAAUCUCGCCUCCAACUCUAUGGCCCUAACAAGGUUAAGGGAGCUGAAGGGCUUUCCAUGUGGAAAAUUCUGUUAAGGCAGAUCUCGAACAGUCUCACCUUCGUCCUCAUCAUUGUCAUGGCCAUUAGCUUUGGCAUAGACGACUACAUCGAAGGCGGCGUCAUCACCGCAGUUAUCCUCCUCAACAUCGUUGUUGGUUUCUGGCAGGACUACCGAGCCGAGAAGACUAUCGAAUCUCUCAAGAAACUCACCGCACCCGAAGCUACCGUCACACGCCAGGGCACAAUGGACAUCAAAGUCAAGGCCGUGGACCUGGUUCCUGGCGACAUCGUCCAGCUCUCCGUUGGUAGCAUCGUACCCGCCGACAUUCGCCUCAUCGAUGGUGUCAACGCUUACACCAAUGAAGCAUUUCUCACAGGAGAGUCCGCUCCUGUUGAGAAGACACCAUGGAAGACUUUUGACGAGGAAGACCUUGCCACUGGCGACCAGACCAACCUUGCCUUCUCCGGAAGUGAGGUGACAUCUGGACGCUGCCAUGGUAUUGUAGUCGCAACUGGUAUGAACACCGAAGUCGGAAAGAUCGCUACUAUGCUCCGUCAGAAGAAGGAUACCGGCCCGCAAUCUUCCAACAUCUUCGUCCGAAUCUGGAAGCGUUUCACGAACGGCGGCAAGACCAUCCUUGGUCUUGUCGGAACCCCCCUUCAGAUCACGCUGAGCAAGUUCGCACUUCUCCUCUUCGGUCUCGCCAUUAUCCUCGCCAUCAUCGUCUUUUCCGCAAGCAAAUGGCAGGUUGGUGGAGAGGUACUCAUCUAUGGUAUCUGUGUUGCCGUAGCUGUCAUUCCUGAGUCGCUCAUCGCAGUCUUGACGAUUACGAUCGCUGUCGGCGGUAAGGCAAUGGCCAAAGCAAACGUCAUUACCAGAGUCCAGUCGGCCAUUGAGGCUGUCGGCGGUGUCACGAACAUCUGCUCUGACAAGACUGGAACUCUCACCCAAGGUCGCAUGGUCGCAAAGACGGCCCUCAUGCGUGGCGCCGGUACAUUCACCGUCGAUGCCAUCACAGACCCUCACAACCCCACCAGCGGAAACGUUGCUUUUGACGACCGACAGCUCAGUCUGAACGAUUACAGACCGGACGCUGUCGUCACUCGCUUCCUCCGUACCAUUGCUCUUUGCAACAACUCCAAGGUCAUACCGCCAUCUGAAUCCCGCGUCGACUCUCCCAGCGAGAAGAAAGCUGCGGCUCAUGAGCAAUACAACAGUGCUGAUGAUCGCGACACUGACGCGUCCACUAUCGACACCAUCUCACGACCACCCACUGCCUUUAUGCAAGAUGUAACGAACGGAGCCUGGACGGCGCAUGGUGAGCCAACCGAAGUCGCAUUGCACGUCCUCGCUUCUCGUUUCAACAUGGGUAAGGAAAGUCUACUUUCCUCACUCAACAUCCAUCUCGCUACCGAAUUCUCCUUCGACUCCAAGGUUAAGAAGAUGACUGUCGUCUACAAAGACAAUCACUCUGGCCUCAUGGACGUCUACACCAAAGGAGCGACCGAGUUCAUGAUGUCGGCGCUCAACGUUUCGGAUCAGGAAAGGGCCGAGAUCUUGGAAGCUGCCGAGAGCAUGGCCAACCAAGGUCUCCGUGUCUUGUGUAUUGCUCACAAGACGCUACAGCCCGACACUGACAUCUCAGAACGUGAUAUCGUUGAGGCCAACCUCAACUAUCUCGGCCUUGUUGCCAUCUAUGACCCACCUCGCCUGGAGACAGCAGGUGCCGUCCGCGAGUGCAAGAUUGCUGGUAUUACGGUGCACAUGCUCACUGGUGAUCAUCCCGGUACUGCCCGAGCUAUAGCCAAGGAUGUGGACAUCAUCGACGAUCGUACUCCUGCUUCAGCCGUCAUGGUCGCCAAAGACUUUGACAGGAUGUCUGACGAUGAGGUCGACGCCAUGGAGACGCUACCUCUGGUCAUCGCCAGAUGUAGCCCGACCACCAAGGUCAAGAUGGUGCAGGCUCUUCACAGGAGGGGUCGCUUCUGUGUCAUGACUGGUGACGGUGUCAACGACUCUCCAGCGCUCAAGCAAGCCAACGUCGGUAUGGCUAUGGGCACUGGAAGCGACGUCGCCAAAGAUGCCGCCGAGAUGGUUCUCACUGACGACAAUUUCGCUUCCAUCGUCAAGGCCGUCGAAGAGGGCCGACGCUUGUUUGACAAUAUCCAGAAGUUCCUCAUGCAUCUUCUCAUCUCGAACAUCGCGCAAGUCAUCCUCCUCCUCAUCGGUCUCGCCUUCAAGGACCAAGAUAACCACUCCGUCUUCCCGCUGUCCCCCAUCGAGAUUCUCUGGGUCAACCUCAUCACUUCCUCCUUCCUCGCCAUUGGUCUUGGACUCGAAGAGUCGCAGGAAGACAGCAUGUACCGACCACCGCACGACAACAAGAAGGGUGUCUUUACAGCCGAGUUGAUUACAGACAAGUUUAUCUACGGUUUCUUCAUGGGUGCACUAUGCCUGUUCUCCUUCGCCAUCGUCGCUUACGUCGGUCCUGGCGGAGGCAACCUCGGCUCUGGCUGCAACGAAGGGUACAACGAUACAUGCGAGGUGGUGUUCCGUGCCCGCGCAACAACAUACGCCACCAUCACUCUCCUUCUCCUCGUCACGGCCUGGGAGGUCAAGCAUUUCGCUCGCUCGCUCUUCAACAUGUACCCCAACACUCCUUCCUCAGCCCCGGCUGGUCUCUCGGUCUUCACUACCAUCUGGCGCAACCGCUUCCUAUUCUUUGCAGUCGUCGCCGGAUUACUCGUCGUCUUCCCCAUCGUCUAUCUCCCUAUCAUCAACGAAAAGGUGUUCAAGCAUGGUGCUAUUACCUGGGAGUGGGGCGUCGCAUUCGGUUGCGUCGUCAUCUACAUCAGCGCCAUCGAGAUCUGGAAGGCUAUCAAGCGUAGUCUUGGUAUCUGGUCUGGUGCUCACAGGGUCAUCUCUCGCGAGGAUGCCGAGGCCCGUGCUGGAUUGAACGGUGGUGUUGCUGUUAGGGAGAAGUAG